Messenger RNA from Tinamus guttatus (white-throated tinamou), 909 nucleotides. RefSeq names its product matrix metallopeptidase 7 (gene MMP7). The record is from RefSeq and is a predicted model, not a curated record. Gene Ontology annotation, cellular component: extracellular matrix. NCBI's taxonomy places the organism in Eukaryota, Metazoa, Chordata, Aves, Tinamiformes, Tinamidae. Gene Ontology annotation, molecular function: zinc ion binding; metalloendopeptidase activity. Gene Ontology annotation, biological process: proteolysis; collagen catabolic process; extracellular matrix organization.
AUGUCCAUUGCCACAUGCAGCUCUCAGGAUCUAUAUAAGCAUUACAGCUGUGCUCUUGGCAGCCAGCAGAUCACACAGUUUUGGCUUCAGCGAGGCUCCUUGGCAAGGUGGAGCAUGAUGCGAUACCUCUUACUUUGCACUGCCAUUCUCUUACCUCAGAGUUCUGCUUUGCCGACGCCAUCUAAACUACAAUCACAGAGCUCCACAGACUUAGAGAAUAUACAGACAUAUCUUGAUGAGUUCUUUCCACUUCUUAGAAAAACAGAUAGCCAAAGUUUAAAAGACAGAAUUAAAACAAUGCAGAGUUUUUUCCACCUGACUGUAACUGGAACAUUAACUGCAGAAACAAAGGAAAUGAUAAACCAGCCCAGGUGUGGAGUCCCUGAUAUAGCAAAUUACAGUUUAUUUCCUGGAAAUCCAAGAUGGGAAAGCAAGUUUUUGACUUACAGGAUUGUUAAUUAUACACCUGAUUUACCCCGAGCAACAGUGAAUGAAGCGAUAAGAAAAGCUUUCAUGGUAUGGAGUGAUGUGACUCCACUGAAGUUCAAAAGAGUUUAUUGGGGAACUGCAGACAUCAUGAUUGCAUUUGCACGUCGUGAGCAUGGUGAUGGAAGUCCUUUUGAUGGAAGAGGUCAAGCAUUAGCUCAUGCAUUUGCACCUGGACAUGGCAUAGGAGGAGAUGCUCAUUUUGAUGAAGAUGAAGUAUGGUCAGAGACCAAUCGAGGAGUUAAUUUGUUCCUUGUUGCUGCUCAUGAAUUUGGCCACUCUUUGGGACUUGCCCAUUCAAAUGUCCCUGGUGCUCUGAUGUACCCUACGUAUACGUAUACGAACCCCAAAACCUUCCAGCUUUCAGAGGAUGAUAAGCGAGGAAUUCAGAAGUUAUACGGGCGCAAGUCUGUGAAUUCUUGA